UCCGGGCUGCGCUCACGGGCUGCGCCGGAGCCUCCAGAAGGUUCCAGUGCAGCUCUCGGAUAUAAAGAUCCUCCCCGCUCCGGCGUGCACACAGAGCUCCAGAACCUUCAAGGAGACACAGAAGCGAAACAGAAGAAAAACAAGAAACACUACCUGCAAAGACGUCAAAAAUGGUCCACGAAACCGGCUACUACGACCUGCUCGGGGUCAGUCCCACCGCGUCGCCGGAUGAGAUUAAAAAGGCGUACAGAAAACUGGCUCUGAAAUAUCAUCCGGACAAGAACCCGAACGAAGGAGAAAGGUUCAAGCUGAUCUCCCAGGCUUAUGAAGUCCUGUCCGACCCAAAGAAGAGGGACCUGUACGACCAGGGAGGGGAGCAGGCGAUUAAAGAGGGCGGCAUGAACGGAGGACAGUCUCCCAUGGACAUUUUCAACAUGUUUUUCGGAGGAGGCGGACGAAUGCAGAGAGAGAGAAGAGGGAAAAAUGUAGUUCAUCAGCUCGGAGUUUCAUUGGAGGAAAUGUACAACGGUUCCACCAGAAAACUCGCGCUGCAGAAGAAUGUUAUCUGCGAAAAAUGUGAAGGUUACGGAGGAAAGAAAGGCGCCCUGGAGAAGUGCUCGUCGUGUAAAGGCAGAGGGGUGCAGGUCAAAGUGCAGCAGAUCGGUCCGGGCAUGAUUCAGCAGAUCCAGAGCAUGUGUUCAGACUGUCAGGGCCAAGGCGAGAGGUUCAGCUCCAAAGAUCGCUGCAAGAACUGCCACGGACGCAAAGUGGAACGCGUCAAGAAGAUCCUGGAGGUCCACAUCGACAAAGGUAUGAAGGACGGACAGAAGAUCACAUUCCACGGAGAGGGCGACCAGGAGCCCGGACUGGAGCCCGGAGACGUGAUCAUCGUCUUGGAUCAGAAGGACCAUCCCCUGUUCCAGAGACAAGGAGACGACCUGAUCACCAAGAUGGACAUCAAACUGGUGGAAGCUCUGUGCGGAUUCAGAAAAACUCUGACCACGCUGGACAACAGAACGCUCGUCAUCACCUCCUCGCCAGGACAAGUCAUCAAACCCAAUGACAUCAAGUGCAUCCAGAACGAGGGAAUGCCGGUUUACAGAGAUCCGUGCGACAAGGGACAGCUCUUCGUCAAUUUCUUUAUUGAAUUCCCAGAGAAAGACUGGCUCCCCGAACACCUCAUGUACCAGCUGGAGAGACUUCUGCCCCCCAGAGAAGACGUGAUGCUGACGGACGACAUGGAGGAGGUGGACCUGGAGGAGGUGGACGUCCAGGCCCAGCAGAGGAAGCAGCAGGGAGAGGCCUACGAGGAGGACGACGACGCCCCGCGAUCAGGAGUCCAGUGCCAGACCCAGUGAACCGCUCCUCCGCCCGAACUCAAAACACCCGCCAGAGUUUUGUAUUCUGCGGUUGAGGCUCGGACUCAAAAACGCAAUCGUCUGUUGUUACGUCUUUAUUUAAGUGUGUUUUUGUCAGAUUAUACUUUCUGUGAAGGUAAUUUCAUAUUUUUGUUAAUAAAACGCACAAUAUUUGCAAA
Messenger RNA from Boleophthalmus pectinirostris (great blue-spotted mudskipper), 1537 nucleotides. RefSeq names its product DnaJ heat shock protein family (Hsp40) member A (gene dnaja). The record is from RefSeq and is a predicted model, not a curated record. Gene Ontology annotation, cellular component: cytoplasm; cytosol. The transcript has 8 exons. Lineage: Eukaryota; Metazoa; Chordata; Actinopteri; Gobiiformes; Gobiidae. Gene Ontology annotation, biological process: response to heat; protein refolding. Gene Ontology annotation, molecular function: ATP binding; Hsp70 protein binding. The coding region runs from base 171 to 1358 and encodes 395 amino acids.